Diceros bicornis minor is the source of this 4437-nucleotide messenger RNA. It is a transcript of the gene IFNLR1, whose product is annotated as interferon lambda receptor 1. The transcript is spliced from 6 exons. The coding region runs from base 37 to 1617 and encodes 526 amino acids. Gene Ontology annotation, molecular function: protein binding. NCBI's taxonomy places the organism in Eukaryota, Metazoa, Chordata, Mammalia, Perissodactyla, Rhinocerotidae. The record is from RefSeq and is a predicted model, not a curated record.
UGGUUCUCAAACUCAGCGAGCAGCUGACUGCCCACCAUGCCCUCUUCAGCUCCAGAUGACCCAUGUCAAGACCAGCCAGGAGCUCCAGGCUUCAUGACCUCUCUCUCCCCUACAGCAAGGCCCCGUUUGGCACCUCCCCAGAAUGUGACACUGCUCUCCCGGAACUUCGGCGUGUACCUGACGUGGCUCCCAGGACCUGGCAGCCCCCAGGACGUGACCUAUUUUGUGGCUUAUCAGAGCUCUGCAACCCCCAGACGGUGGCGAAAAGUGGAAAAGUGUGCAGGAAUCCGAGAGCUGGCAUGUUCUCUGAUGUGCCUGAAGAAACAAGACCUGUACAACAAGUUCAAGGGGCGUGUGCGGGUGGUCUCUCCCAGCGCCACGUCCCCCUGGGUGGAGUCCAAGUACCUGGAUUACCUUUUUGAAGUGGAGCCGGCCCCGCCUGUCCUCGUAGUCAGCCGGACAGAGGAGAUCCUGAGCGUCAAUGCCACAUACCAGCUGCCGCUCUGCAUGCCCCGGCCAGAUCUGAAGUAUGAGGUGGAUUUCUGGAAGGAGGGGAUGAGGAACAAGACCCGACUUCCAGUCACUCCCCAUGGCCAGCCCGUCCAGAUCCCCCUCCAGCCAGCCACCAGCGGACAGCACUGCCUCAGCGCCAGAACCAUCUACACCUUCGGUGACUCCAUAUACAGCAAGUUCUCUGAGCCCAUCUGCUUCUUCCUGGAGGUGCCAGGAGCCAACUGGACAUUCCUGGUGUUACUUCUGCUUCUGCUGCCACUGCUGUUGGUCAUUGCCACGGGGCGUGUGAUCUGGAAGAGCUUCCCGGGGAACCCCUGGUUUCAGCAGGCAAAGAUGCCACAGGCCCUGGACUUUUCUGGACACAGACACCCCGUGGCAACCUUUCAGCCCAGUGGCCCAGAGUCUCCAGAUGACUUGAUCCUCUGUCCCCAAAAGGAACUGACCAGAAGGGUCAGGCUGAUCCCUGGAGUCAAGGCCCCAGCCACCGUCCAGGCAGGAUCAGAGAAGGGCGGUGCUGAGGAAAAGAAAGAUGAGGAGGAGGAUGAGGAGGACACAGACGACAGCAUCAGCGUCCAGCCCUACCUUGAGCCACCUUCCUUCCUGGGGCAGGAGCACCAGAUCCCGGGACGCUCUGAGGCAGGGACAGCUCUGGUCCAGGCCGAAGGCUCCCCUGGUUGGGAUUCUUCAGACACAAGCUGUGCCAGCAGUGGGGGCUCGUCGCCCUGGGAAGAGGCUGGUUCUUCUGGCUAUUUGGCCAAGAAGGGGCCAGGCCAAGGGCCGGGUGUGGACAGGUGUCAGGAGCCCCUCCCACAAUCCGAAUUAUCCGAGGACUCGGGUUCUCUGGAAGAGCCCCCAAGAGAUGAUCUCUCCUCCUGGGCCAGCUGGGGCUCCUCGUCACCAGGGCUUAAGCUCAUCCCCGGGGAGCCCCCAGUUUCCCUUCAGACACUGACCUUCUGCUGGGACAGCAGCCCCGAGGAGGAGGAGGAAGAAGAGGGUGGGAUGGAAUCAGAAAUUGAGGACAGCAGUGCCGGCAGCGGGGGGGCUGACAGCUGCCAGAGCACCGAGGUCAGGGGCAGUACACUGGGGCAUUACAUAGCCAGGUGACUGUCCCCUGGCUUCCCACUAAGUGUGGUGCUGCUGAGCUGCCCAAGGACCCAAGAUGCCACCGAGACUUGAGAGCCUGCGAGCAUCAUCACUGAGGUGCAGAGGGUUCUGGCAGCUCUUCGGGAAGCCCCAGCUAGAGGCUGUCUGCCAGUGGGGUUGAGCUCUAAAAAGACACCCCAUCCUACGACCAACCGGCUUUUGGACUGAGCUCUGGGAUGGAUGGAGACAAGGAUGGGCUGAGGUCAGAGGCUGGUCGGGUGUCAGAUCACCGCAUUGUCCCUGGGCUGACAUGCCACAUGGAAAAGUCAUCCCUGGGCAACGUGAAACAGGUGAGGUCAGGUCACGGUGGAAAUCAAGAGCUGACACCACAAGGGGCCAUCUGGAUUUGUUGGGGGAGGGAAUUUGGAGGCACAUCUGUAUCAGAGUCGUGCCUUUCUCCAGCACCCACUGAGUUCCCUCCUCCCCCAAGUCUCGGCCUCCUGAUUCAUGAGUCCCCUAGGAUGGGUCCUAGUGAGGAAAAAUCCAGUUAGCUGAGGGUGUUGGAAGGGAGGGGUAAGGGUCGUCGUCAUUCAAAUCCCAGUCUCUGAGUCAUGGAAUUGCAGUUUUUUUGUUUUGUUUUGUUUUUUGCUGAGGAAGAUUGGCCCUGAGCUAAUAUCUGUGCUCAUCUUCCUCUAUUUUGUAUGUGGGUCACUGCCACAGCAUGGCUGCCAACGAGUGGUGUAGGCCCACGCCUGGGAACCGAACCCGGGCCGCUGAAGUGGAGCACGCCAAACUUAACCACUGGACCACAGGGCAAGACCCAGAAUUGCACAGUUUUUAAUAUCAGACAGACCUGGGUUCAAAUCCCAGCUCUGCCAUUUACAAAUUGUGUGACGUGGGGUAAGCUGCCUUCCUUCUCUGUACCUUGGUUUCCUCAUCUGUAACUGCCACCUGGGGUGUGGUGAGGUUCCAAGAGGGAGAUGCAUGUAGCAUGGUGCCUGCCACGUCACUGGCUCCCUCCGCUCGGUGGCUGGUAGGACUCUCCAUCCACCCAGGCUCUGAGGAGACCGCUGGGCAUCUCCCACCUGUGACCCCUACCCUCAGAGCAACUGGAAGCAGUCACCUCUCAGCUCAUCUUGCCUCUAGUCUACCUCCUUUCUUCCACCCUCACUGCCAACCCCUCCCCCCAUCAGAAAACUCAGCUCUCAGAAGCCAGAGCCCAGCCAAGGGGGACCCUGGUCCCUCUCUUCCCAGCAAAGGAAGAACCAAACAGUCCACCUUCCAGGGGGUGGGGUAGCGACCCGGCAGAGCAUUGGACUCCUGGACCUGUGACCCCUAUUUCAGACAGAACUUUAGACCCUUUGGUUGAUGACUGUGGUUGUAAAGAAAUCCCCUUUUCCCUUCCAGUUAUGAGAAACCAGUGUCUUCUGGAAACAGGUGAUAGUCCUUACCUGGGGGUACGAUAAGUGUUCUCAAACAACUGCUUUGUUAACCUACACCCACUGGUACAUGGACGAGCCUCGCUGAGUUUUCGCCAAUAGGGACCCAGAUUUUUGUCAUUUUUGUGGCCGGGGAUCUGAACAAUCUUGGCUCUGAUCUGGGGCCUGCUAUUUCACCUGCCAGGAUUUACAUUUCUCCAUUUGUGAAGAAAGCAUCUUAGUAGCCAUUUUACUCACAGAGCUGUGUUGUUUGAAGCCAACAUGAGGGUAUAGAAUUAAAUGAAAGAUCUGGAAAAGCUUCCCGAGGGCAUCUGGUCGGGGGGUUCUCAAACCAUGUUCCCAAAAGGCCUUGGGUCUCGUGGGGAGGACUGUCAGUUGCAGGGGGGCCAUGGGCUGUAGGACUCCCUGACUUCAACCACAGAGGCAGCCCACGUGAGGUUGUGCUUUGGCAGUUCCACUGCUAAAGAAAAAGUUAGCAAGCCACUUUUUAAAUUGAACACCUGUCUUUUGUUGCAGACAAAGAAGCUGAAAUGGUAACUUACUAUGUAUGUCCCUAAGGGUGAGAUCUUUGGUCUCUAUAUCCAGCUGGGCCAACCCCUGUGCCCUGGGCCAUGUCAACUCAGUGCCGAGGUCUCAGCCAGGAUUUCCAAAGGGCACUAAGCUGGCAGGAGGCCUUCACCACUGCUGGGCCUCACACACAUACACACACGCACACACAUGUGUGUACAUUUCCACAGGGGUUGAGGCUUGUUCACUGAGCACAGGCGAGGAAGAACAAACCCUGGAACUGGAGAGGGCUGUGGCUCAGGGCCAGUUCCCAGGAAAAGACGCAGACCAAGGCUGAUGUUCUUUCUGGAACCCAGCCGAGCUGCUUCAUGGAGGUAAUUUUGAAAAACGAAAAGUUAUGGUCUUAGGCUUGUGUGAAGGAACCACUUUAUUCUUAAACUUUGCUAUUUUUUUUAAGCAUUUUUUCCAAAGUUUAAUUUCUGAGAUAAGCUGAGCUCUCUAGUAAUUCUAAAUUUCAGCUCCUUUAAAGUCAUUAAGUCAUUAAUGAAAAAUGGUGGGAAGCAUUAACGAAGAGCAUGGUCAUCAAUGUAAUAAUUUGUCGAGUGUGCUCAGCACUUAACUGUUUGUUUACAAAGCCCUUGCGCCUACACGGGGCCUGGGAACUGCAGAGCAGAAGCCCCAGGACCACCCUUGAAGGCCAUUGGGUAAAACAUGGGUGCUGCCUUAGGUAAAAGCAACAGUAUAAUUCUUCGGAGUACUGAGAAGAUUAUAUAUUGUUCUUAGAUAUUUGUAUUUAUUUUGAAUUUUGUUUAUAGCAUAUUUAAAUAAUUCCCUAAUUCUUGUUGGCGUCUACCCUAAAGUGUUUUAAAUAAAGAGCUCUAUUUUUAGAGAAAAA